AUGUCACAGAGAAGUGAAUCCGAAGAGAUCUUAGACCGAAUCCAAAAUCAAAAAGGCGUGACUGGAUUAAUCGUCGUUAACCCAGAAGGUGUACCAGUUCGAUCCAGUAUGGACAACGGAACAACCCAACAGUACAUCGCCCUGUCAAAAACGAUGGCAAAGCUCGCAAGAGGUCUUGUGCGUGACGUUGAUCCCAUGAAUGACCUUCAGUUUCUUAGAAUCAAGACGCGGCGAUCAGAGAUCAUGAUUGCUCCAGAGGUCCAAUCAAAAGACAAAGUAAGCUAUCUGAUAGUUGUCCAGAACGAGGAUUGA
This is a messenger RNA of Rhopilema esculentum, 312 nucleotides long. The record is from RefSeq and is a predicted model, not a curated record. NCBI's taxonomy places the organism in Eukaryota, Metazoa, Cnidaria, Scyphozoa, Rhizostomeae, Rhizostomatidae.